This is a messenger RNA of Coregonus sp. 'balchen', 16103 nucleotides long. The record is from the annotation of a GenBank genome assembly. NCBI's taxonomy places the organism in Eukaryota, Metazoa, Chordata, Actinopteri, Salmoniformes, Salmonidae.
GGAUGGACAAUGCCCAUACUAAGACAGUCGAGGAGGUGUUGGGGUAUUUCAGUGUGAAUGAGUCGACAGGCCUGAGCUGCGAACAGCUGAGGAAGAGCAAGGAGAGAUGGGGCCCAAACGGUAUGUCACGGUCCUAGUUCAUGUCCUAAAUUACACUAUUCCCUAUGUAGUGCACUGCUUUUGACCUGGGCCUAUAGGACUCUGGUCAAAAAUAGUGAACUAUGUAGGGAGUAGGUGCCAUUUAGGACGCAGCCCCUAACCCUUCACUCCUAACCCUUGACCCCUAUUUCACCCUUAAAUUCAGAAACGCCCGACUCUUACUCUCACCAGUAUUAAAUUGUUUCAAUGAUUAUAUGUAAUGACACCCAAGUUAGGCCUAUGUUUAGUAAUGUGAUGAUGAUAUUGACGAUGAUGAUGACUGAUAAUAGCAAUGUUAUUACCAUGUUUAUAACAAUCUCUCUCAUUCCCAUGCUCUCGCUCUCUCUCUCUCUCUCUCUCUCUCUGGAUUUCUGAACUCCAUGAUGCAGAGUUACCGGCCGAAGAAGGUAAGAUGUUCAUUAUCUCCCUCUUCUCUCUCUCUCUCCCCCUCUCUCUCUCCUGCAUUUACAUUCUUUCCAUCUCUGUGUUUCCAGGGAAGUCGCUAUGGGAACUGGUCCUGGAACAGUUUGAGGAUCUGUUGGUUCGGAUUCUUCUGCUGGCUGCCUGCAUCUCCUUCGUAAGAACACACAACCACACACACAAAGACAACCUAAACAAACACUAUCGUAAAUACUGUAACUUUACAGUAAAUGGCUAAGUCACAGCCUACCCAAAGCCAUUCAAACAUAUUUAGAGCUAUUUAAAUAUUUUGCUCUGAGCAUUCCUAUUCACUCUUUAUAUCCUCACAAUAUUACCAUCCCUGUCACAUACUCUCUCUUGGUUCUUGAAAACAAGUUCCUCUUUAACCUCUCUCUUCUCUCUCUUUUCUGACAGACUCUUGCCUGGUUCGAGGAAGGGGAGGGGACCAUCACAGCCUUCGUGGAACCCUUCGUCAUCCUCCUCAUCCUCAUUGCCAACGCUAUCGUCGGGGUGUGGCAGGUGAAGUCACAGUGUUUUGACAUGUUGCAUUAGUGUGUGUUCCUUCCUAAGUGUGUGUUCAUGCAUAAACAAGUUUAUUCGUGUGUGAUGAUGUGUGUUCAUCCACGUGUGUGUGUUUACAGGAGCGUAAUGCUGAGAAUGCGAUCGAGGCGCUGAAGGAGUAUGAGCCUGAGAUGGGGAAGGUGUACCGACAGGACAGGAAGAGUGUCCAGAGGGUCCGGGCUAAGGACCUCGUACCUGGGGACAUAGUGGAGGUGGCAGGUAGGCAGAACAACUACAAAUCCCAGAGUCCUCUAGGGACCACAGUGUUCUAUACUGUGACUGGUAACAUUGUUGAGGUACUGUAGCAGGUAGGCAGAACAAUCCCACCGUCCUCUAGUCUUGGGGUCCAAGUGUUCUUUAUAUUAGAAGUCCUCUAAUAAUGGAAAGAAGAACAGCAACACCAAAAAAAUACCUAUGAUAUUGAGGUACUAUAGCAGGUAGGGAAAAAAAAACGACACAUUUCGUAACUCCUCAAACGUCCCUAGUGUUCUAUACAUCGUACCUGGGGAGUGGAAACACAGCGAAGGUGGCAGGUACGUAGGGGGAAACAAAAACUACAAAUCCCAUACCCAUUUAGCAAAUCCCAUACCCAAAGUGUUCUAUUAUUGACAGAGUUAGUUGUUUAAACUUCCAAAGAUAAGAUGUUUAGUUAGCUUUGGAAACAUUUUAAUCUGUAUGGGUUGGAUCUUUGCCCUCUCGCAUCAUCAUGGAAAUCAAAGAAAGGUUUUAUGGGAAAUGAAGUUUUAAUCAAGUUGCUGUCAGUUGAUGUGAUAUUCGAGGAGACUUACAAUACCCAAUAUCACUGCAUCUUGAUAAGCUCUGGGAAUGUCGCCAGACUGGGUCAGUGAUGCUAACCUUUCUUUUCCAAAUAUUUUCUCAAACUUUUCACAGAUAUCUGACUGAACAGGCAGUUGGGGGGACGGUUUCACAUUUCUGUGUGACUUUUAGCGACAACACAGCUCGAAGGGUUAAGACCGCCCCAAUUGUCGAAUCCUCAAGGCGCUCCGUUUCUAUUCUUAGAGCUUCAAAGAAGUAACAGAGGAAAUGGGGGUUGAGAGUGUUUUUAUGUGUUGUGACUCAGAGAGAUUCACAGUGGCGAUGUUUGGCUUAAAGAGCAUGGGAACUUUGUGACACCAAUCACAGUUUAUACAGCAGAACACUGGGGGAUGCCUCCCAAAUGGCACCCUAUUCCUUUAUAGUGUGCUAUUUUUGACCAGAGCUAGGGAAUAGGGUGCCAUUUGAGAUCCAUCCAUGGAGGAUUGUUAUAAAACGUAACGCACUGUUUAUCACAUCACUGCCUGUCUAUCCCUCUCGACCAAUGAUCUUGCAGGGUUUGAAAUGUUUACCAAUGAAUUUGGUUGAUUGACAGGUCAUUUAAAAAAACAGCCGUUAUGUGGAAAUAAGAUGGUAAUAGUCUAUGGGGUUUAGUUAGGCUGUUCUAAGGUAUUAUGGGCUCUAUUUUACAAACCUAACACAAUGGUCAAUCUAAGCGCUGGCGGUAGCGCUAUAGGUUCGGGGGUAUGUCAGAAAUAUUUUGCUAUUUUCAAAACCACAAUUAUCGAUGCAGUUGCUGGCGUUGGCAUGAAAGGGCUGGGUUUUGAUGAAUAAACAAGUUUGGGUGUGUCGAGGCUUGGCCCCUCACUGGCCAAUCAGAAUGUGCUCCAUGGCUAAAUAUGUGUUUGCUUCAAGUUGUGUAUUUACAGUCUUUUAUAUAUUGCCUUGGAAUCAACUCUAAUUCCAAUAUCAGUCCUUUUAUAGUUUGUAACAUCUUACAGAAACAAAAUAACAAAAUGUAGAUCUAUCCCAUCUUUGCUAAAUAUGUUAACAUUUACAUUUACAUUUUAGUCAUUUAGCAGACGCUCUUAUCCAGAGCGACUUACAGGAGCAAUUAGGGUUAAGUGCCUUGCUCAAGGGCACAUUUACGUCAUUUAGCAGACGCUCUAGACCAGAGCGUCUCACAAAUUGAUGCAUUCACCCUAUAGCCAGUGGGAUAACCACUUUACAAUUUUUUUUAAUUUUUUUUUUUGUUUGGUGGGGGGGGGGGGGGUAGAAGGAUUACUUUAUCCUAUCCCAGGUAUUCCUUAAAGAGGUGGGGUUUCAAAUGUCUCCGGAAGGUGGUGAGCGACUCCGCUGUGUGUGUGGGGGGGGUAGAAGGAUUGCUUUAUCCUAUCCCAGGUAUUCCUUAAAGAGGUGGGGUUUCAAAUGUCUCCGGAAGGUGGUGAGUGACUCCGCUGUCCUGGCGUCGUGACUUGAAACUGUUUGCAUUCCACAUUGUUCUAAGUAAUAGCAUGGCUUUAAUGUGGAUAUAUAUAUACAUAGCAUACACACUGAUUGGGGCUAGGCCUACUCUAAAUUGUAUUAUGGACAUGUCAAAUGUUAUCAAUAAUGAAUGUAAUCUUGCUAAUUGACAAGGCCUAAAAGAGACCGAAUAAUUCGAAUCAAAUUCUAAACAAAACGACUUGUUUUUAAACAGGCUAUGUCUAAAUACACUUACAGGCACUGUAAUUGUUUCCCUGUUGCAACAAAGUUGGAAGCACAGAAUCGUCUAGAAUGUCAUUGUAUGCUGUAGUGUUAAGAUUUCCCUUCACUGGAACGAAGGGGCCUAGCCCGAACUAUGAAAAACAGCCCCAGACCAUUAUUCCUCCUCCACCAAACUUUAUAGUUGGCACUCUGCAUUCUAGCAGGUAGCGUUCUCCUGGCAUCCGUCAGACCCAGAUUCGUCCGUCGGACUGCCAGAUGGUGAAGCGUGAUUCAUCACUCCAGAGAACGCGUUUCCACUGCUCCAGAGUCCAAUGGUGGCGAGCUUUACACCAGUCCAGCCAACGCUUGGCAUUGCACAUGGUGAUCUUAGGCUUAUGUGCGGCUGCUCGGCCAUGGAAACCCAUUUCAUGAAGCUCCCGGCGGACAGUUCUUGUGCUGACGUUGCUUCCAGAGGCAGUUUGGAGCUCGGUAGUGAGUGUUGCAACAGAGGACAUACGAUUUUUACACUCUACGCGCUUCAUCACUCGGCGGUCCCGUUCUGUGAGCUUGUGUGGCCUACCACUUCGCGGCUAAGCCAUUGUUGCUCCUAGAAGUUUCUACUUCGCAAUAACAGCACUUACAGUUGACCGGGGCAGCUCUAGCAGGGCAGAAAUUUGCAUCCUAUGACGGUGCCACACUGAAAGUCACUGAGCUCUUCAGUAUGGGCCAUUCUACUGCCAAUGUUUGUCUAUGGAAAUUGCAUGGCUGUGUGCUCGAUUUUAUACACCUGUCAUCAAUGGGUGUGGCUGAAAUGGCCGAAUCCACUAAUUUGAAGGGGUGUCCACAUCCUUUUGGCUAUGUCGUAUAUAUCCUCUGCCAUGUAAGACUUGACUUGACAAACCAUCACCUCCCCCGUUCCGCCCUGUUUUCCCCCAGUGGGUGAUAAAGUCCCAGCAGACAUCCGUCUGACCUCCAUCCGCUCCACCACACUGCGAGUGGACCAGUCCAUCCUAACGGGGGAGUCGGUGUCCGUGAUCAAACACACAGACCCAGUGCCUGACCCGCGAGCCGUCAACCAGGACAAGAAAAACAUGCUGUUCUCUGUAAGUGGUGAGGAGGGGAGUAUAUAUGUGUGUAUACAGUGUGUGUGGGGGGAGGGGGGUGUGUUUUUAGGGGGUCAUUAUCUGAUUAGACCAGCACUGCACGUGGGGGUAAGGCCUCAAGCCAAAGGGUGCACAUUUUGUUUUUAUGCGUGUGUACGUUUGUGUAAGUGUGGGAGAGCGAGUGUGUGUAGUUUAUUGAUCUAAUGGGAGAUACGGUGUGAGAGAGGAACCAGAACACAGGGACGUGUGUGUGUGUGUGCACUGUGAUGCUUUGAUGUGAGUGUCGAAGGUGUGACUCAACUGUUUGUUGAAUAAAACAUCACUCGCAUUGUUUGCACAGGAAACACACAAACACAUAAUAUACUGUGUGAUGUAAUCUACUAAACAGCUCUUAAUACAGUUCUAAAGAGCCAGGUUAGAGCGUCUAGACCACUCAGUCUUCCAGGUUAAUAUAGUGAUGGUGGCGCAAUUGAACUGGAUCAUCAAGGGCUGUGUUGGUACUUGAGCUACACUCACGUACUGAAACUGUUGUGUCCUGUAUAUCACUAAAAGAUACCGUAUGUGUGAGAUGGAUGUCGUUGAUCCCCACGCCACCUACAUAGUCAAAUCACAAUUCAUGAUUUAUCUACCCUAUGAGCACAAUAUGUUGAAAAUACGUUGGUUGGUUGAAAAUACUAUUUUUGGUUAAAUGUGUUUUAAACGUUGAAAAUACAGUAUGUAUCUUUGGUUGAAAAGAUGUUGAAAAUACGUCUUUCUGAUCUUGUGCUGACUGGGUAAUACAUACAUUCUUUUUUUAUGUUAUUGCCAAGACUUUGUUUUGGAGAUGAGCUGUGAGCACAAUGCCAAUGUAUGUUGCUUUACAGGUCAAACUCAUGUAGUAGUUAGUAGAGUGUACCAACACAGGUCUUUGUAAACCAACACAGGGCUUUGUAAACCAACACAGGGCUUUGUAAACCAACACAGGGCUUUGUAAACCAACACAGGGCUUUGUAUCAUUGUUCUUCCAGGGCACCAACAUUGCGGCGGGCAGGGCUAUAGGUGUGGUGGUAGCUACAGGGGUGCAGACUGAGAUAGGGAAGAUUCGUGACGAGAUGGCUGCUACAGACCCAGAGAGAACACCGCUGCAGCAGAAACUAGACCAGUUUGGAGAACAGCUGUCCAAGGUACUAGGGACUUUCCUUCUCUUUCUUUCCCUCAUUCCUUUUAUUUCAGCUGUGUUGUGAUAACAGGCUCUCUCUUUCCCUCCCUCCCUCCAGGUGAUAACAGUGAUCUGUGUGGCAGUGUGGGGUAUCAAUGUAGGCCAUUUCAAUGACCCGGUCCACGGUGGCAGCUGGCUCAGAGGGGCCGUCUACUACUUUAAGAUCGCUGUGGCACUGGCUGUAGCUGCCAUCCCUGAGGGUACGUGGUGGGACCAACGACCUCUUUCUCUUCUCUUCGUGUGUGUGACACACAAAGUGGAGCAUGAGUCAAUUCCAUUCUAUUCUGAGCAAUCUAAAUUCCAUAUGAAACUAAAAUGAAUUCUCUCUCAACAGCUCCUCUCUGUGUCCAUGUAGACUCUUAACUCGAUAAAUAGAUUGAUCAGCCAGUAUACUUUUGUCACAUAACUCGGAAGAACUAUCAUGGAACCAUAUAUUUAACCCCACUCUAACGGUCCCUUCACCUUAUCCAAUCUUGCCCCCCCCCCCCCAUGCAGGCCUACCCGCUGUGAUCACCACCUGCCUGGCCCUGGGGACCAGACGCAUGGCCCGGAAGAAUGCCAUCGUUCGCAGUCUGCCCUCUGUGGAGACCUUGGGCUGCACCUCCGUCAUCUGCUCCGACAAGACUGGCACCCUCACCACCAAUCAGAUGUCUGUCCACCGGGUGAGAGAGAGAAGGGAAAAUGAGAUAGGGGAAGAGUAACCACUUGGGUUCACUGGAGCUGACAUGAAAGUGGAAUGGUUUGGCAUGUUGAUUGACAGACACUCAGCCUGAUGCUGACCUAACCUUACUGAUUGUGACAAUGAGUGUGUAUUUUCUAACCCCUUCUGUCUGUAUCCGCAUGUGUGUAUGUGUAGAUAUUUGUUGUGGACAGUGUGUCAGGGGAGCGAUGCGCCCUGAGUGAGUUUUCGGUGACCGGAUCUACUUACGCCCCAGAAGGGGAAGUGUGAGUGCCUUUAACCUUUAACUGAUGAUUGCCACGUUCAAAACAACUGGGAACUUGGAAAUAUCCGACUUCCGACAUCAGUCCGUUCAAGACAACUGGGAACUCAGGAAAAAAAAUGUAGCUCAAUUGGUAGAGGAUGGCGCUUGUAACGCCAGGGUAGUGGGUUCUAUCCCCGGGACCACCCAUACGUAAAAAUGUAUGCACACAUGACUGUAAGUCGCUUUGGAUAAAAGCGUCUGCUAAUUGGCUUAUUAUUAUUAUUAUUAUUAUUAUUAUUAUUAUUAUGUCGGAAACUCUGGCAUCUUUCUAGAGCGCCGACAUUCCGACCUGAAUUUUUUUUCGCCAUUCCCAGUUGUCUUGAAAGCUCUAGAUGUCAUGACGAAUGACCCCAAUUUUGCUAGGACUGUCUGGGAGUGAGUGGUUUGAGUGGGGAGGGGAAAACUAGCUAUUAUUGGCAGAGGGGUUUGAAACUCUUUCUUAUUGGUCUAUUAACUAAUUUACCACCUGGUGAUGUCACCAGGCAGGCCCUAACUCCAUCCCGCCAAAACAGGCUGAAAUUUCAGGCGGUCUUUUCAAACAGCUCUUACACUAAAAGGGCGUUAUCAUCAUUUUCACAGUAUUAACACAGACAAAUCACAUUUCUGAUUGCACUGGGCCUUUUAAGAUGCUGAGAAAUGUUGUUUCUUUGUCUAAUAUUUGGUUCCCCUCCUCUACUUCUUUCUCUGGUCUCGUCUCCCCCGCAUUCUAUUAUCCCAUACUUCUCUCCCCUUCUCUCACGCCAUCUUUCCCCUUUCCUUAUCUCUCUCCCUGUCGUCUUCCAUAUCCACCCUUCUCUCUCAUCUCCUCCUUUCCCUUCUCUCUCUCUCCCCCUUUCCUCCCUAUUUCUCUCCCUCUAUUUAUUUCCUUUCUCCUUCUCUCUCUCCCUCAGGUAUAAGGAUGAGACAGUAGUGAAGUGUAGUCAGUAUGAGGGCCUGGUGGAGAUGGCCUCUAUCUGUGCUCUGUGUAACGACUCCUCUCUGGACUACAAUGAGGUGAGAACAGCUCCAGCCUACUUUGCACACGGCACUACACACCAAUGUAAAUUAGUCUUACUGUAGCCACGGCACUACACACCGUAACCACGGCACUACACGCCAUAACCACGGCACUACACGCCAUAACCACGGCACUACACGCCAUAACCACGGCACUCCACGCCAUAACCACGGCACUCCACGCCAUAACCACGGCACUCCACGCCAUAACCACGGCACUCCACGCCAUAACCACGGCACUCCACGCCAUAACCACGGCACUCCACGCCAUAACCACGGCACUCCACGCCAUAACCACGGCACUCCACGCCAUAACCACGGCACUCCACACCAGAACCACGGCACUCCACACCAGAACCACGGCACUCCACACCAUAACCACGGCACUCCACACCAUAACCACGGCACUCCACACCAUGCUACACACAAAUGGACAGACACUUCUUAAUUCUUAUCUUGGAGAGCUACUUUUGUUCCAGUCCAGUAGCAUCUGUUUGAAAUAAUAAAUUCAAAUAAUAUCAUUGUUGUUGACCCUUAACCUGUGUGUGUGUGUGUGUCCCCCAGUCUAAGGGUGUGUAUGAGAAGGUGGGCGAGGCUACGGAGACCGCCCUGUGCUGUCUGGUGGAGAAGAUGAACGUGUUCGACACAGACCUCCGAGGACUGUCCGCUGUUGAGAGAGCUACUGCCUGCUGCUCGGUGAGUGUGUGUGUGUGAUCAAAGAAAUCUGUGUGUGUACCAUUGAGACGUGCUGACCUAAUUUCCUUCCUAGCAGAAUGAUUGAAUGAUAAAUCUCCUCUCUCCCUCCCUCCCUCCAUCAGGUGAUAAAACAGUUGAUGAGGAAGGAAUUGACGUUGGAGUUCUCCCGUGACAGGAAGUCCAUGUCAGUGUUCUGUUCUCCCAACAAGCUCAGCCGCUCUGCCGCCGGGGCCAAGAUGUUUGUCAAGGUCAGCUCUCUCUCUAUCACUCCUACUUAUCCACUUCCCCCCUUCCCCUCUCUGCUCUUUCUUGCUGUUUCUGUUUUUCUUCCUUUCUUCUGAGCUCUUUCUCUUGCCCGCUCUCUCCGCCAUCUCCUCACUUUGUAUUAACUUCUCGUCUCUCUCCCAGGGAGCUCCGGAGAGCGUGCUGGAGCGCUGCCGUUGGAUCCGGGUGAACGGGGGUGCGCGGGUGCCCAUGACGCCGGCGGGACGGGAGCAGCUCCAGGGGAUCGUCAGGGAGUGGGCCACGGGGCGGGACACCCUCCGAUGCCUCGCCAUGGCAACCCGGGACUCGCCCCCCGAGAUACGCUCCCUCAACCUGGAGAACUCAGCCACCUUCGCCGACUACGAGGUGAGGGAUUUUAGGAUGAUUUAAUUUGAGGUAUCCUUUGUGUAAUGCACUUUUAUUAUUAUUAUUUUGCUUGCCUAUUUAUCUCUUAUUUAUUAUUAUUAUUUUUACUGUAAAGUGUGUUGCGGUUUUUAAAGGCACUUCAAAUACAGUUUAAUUUGAUUACUGUUAAAGAAACAACAACCUCCUCUCCCCCCCCUCCAGUCGGACCUGACCUUCGUCGGCUGCGUGGGGAUGCUGGACCCCCCCAGGAAGGAAGUACUUGGUGCGGUCCGCAUGUGUCGGCAGGCUGGCAUCCGCGUCAUCAUGAUCACAGGUAUGACACGCCUUAAACACACUCCCUCUGUUGUUUGUUGUGUUGUGAUGAAUGUUUGUUGGAUGGGGAGACUCAAGACACAUUAUCCAAGGGGAUUCAAUAAAGUCUCAACACACUCAUCUACCUUAAAAAGCUAUUAUAACGUGUAAGGCCGGGACGAUACCAGUAUCGCAAUAUUUUUUUACAUGGCAAAAAUUAAAACACUGCUUAGACCAAACUCUUUGGUCCUUUAAAAACCUGCUGCAUGUAAAAUAUUGUGUGCUAUAGCUUGGAAAAUGAAUAAAUGUGACUCUGGAUGACAACGUAAUGAUGUUUGUUUCCAACAUUAGGUCUAUUUUCCUAAAUAAAUUAAAUUUGCUUCGUGUUUUGUUUACUUGCCACGAUACUAACGAGUAUUGUGAUACUGGUAUCGGCCCAGGCCGCAAUGACGCGAUUUCAAACAGUUUUGCCUCCUGGGUGUCAUCUCUCCAUCUAACCUCACGUCCCCCAGGUGACAACAAGGGCACGGCCAUGUCCAUCUGUCGUCGCGUGGGCAUCAUCACAGAGGAGGAGGAGGAGGCGGGCAGGGACGACCCGUUCUCAGGGGGCCUGACGGGGAGGGAGUUUGACGAGCUGCCCCCCCACCUCCAGAGGCAGGCCUGUCGUACCGGACGCUGCUUCGCCCGCGUGGAACCCACACACAAGAGCCGCAUCGUGGAGUACCUACAGAGCCUCGACGACAUCACAGCCAUGGUGAGGGGGUGGGUGAGGGGUGAAAGGGUGUGUGUGUGUAUCUGUCUCUGUUGGCAGCAGUUGUCUCUGUCUAGUGCUCUACCCUGUGACACAAAAAAAUACCUGUUCAAUCAAGUGACAGAACUGUUGUCAUCGUUAACAUUCUUCCUCUGUGUUGAGAAAGCAUGUUUGCAUUGUGUUUCCUCCCUCUUUUGACUCGCCGCCUGUUCUUGCUCCCUCCCAUUCCUCCUUCCCCCUCUCCCUCUCUCCCUCCCUCUCUCCCCCAGACUGGUGAUGGAGUGAACGACGCACCAGCCCUGAAGAAGGCAGAGAUCGGGAUCGCCAUGGGUUCAGGCACGGCUGUAGCCAAGUCCGCUUCAGAGAUGAUCCUAGCUGAUGAUAACUUCUCUACCAUCGUAGCGGCUGUAGAAGAGGGCAGAGCCAUCUACAACAACAUGAAACAGUUCAUACGAUACCUCAUCUCCUCCAACAUAGGAGAGGUUGUCUGGUGAGGAGAGGGGGACGGGGGACGAGAGGGAGGGAAUGGAGGAGAGAGAAGGAGGGAUUGGAGGAGAGAGGGCAGAGCCAUCUAUAACAACAUGAAACAGUGUAUAGGAUACUUCAUAGGUGUAUCAUAGGAGAGGCUGUAUGGAGAGGGGGAUGAAAACGAGGGAGGGAGAGAGGGUGGUGGAGUUACGGUUAUAAAUAAAGGGGAAGGAUAACAGAACGGAGGUGCACAUUUAGGAGAGGAGUACUCUAGGUCAGGUGACAAUAGAGAGAAGGAAAAUGUAAAAAAGGAGAGAUGGAUGAAGGGAUUAACUUGAGGGCUAAUAGUAGUCUGGAACAGUAAAAGAGAGGAUUUCUGAAUAAUUAUUGUUUUAUCCCUCCCUCACUCUCACCCCCUUUCUGCUCUCUCUCCCCCCACCUUACCAUCCUAACCUUCUCUCCCCUCCAGUAUUUUCAUGACUGCUGCUCUGGGCAUGCCCGAGGCCCUGAUCCCGGUCCAGUUGCUGUGGGUCAACCUGGUGACGGACGGCUUCCCGGCCACCGCCCUGGGCUUCAACCCCCCCGACCUGGACAUCAUGUCCCGCCCCCCGCGCUCCCCCAAGGAGCCACUCAUCUCCGGAUGGCUCUUCUGCAGAUACCUCAUCGUCGGAUGUGAGUGUUUCUACAUUAUCUGUUUCUAUGUCUAUUGCAGAUGCCUCAUCGUCGGAUGUGAGUAAGUCUAGUAUAUCUCGAUCUAUAUCUAUGGCAGAGACUGCAUCGUGAGUCUAUAGAUUAUGAACAGACAGGGUUCUUGUAUUUAGAACUUAGAACGUAGCCUCAUGCACUUUGUGACAAAUGUAUUUGAAAAAAGGAUUUAUACAAAUAACAUUUGUGGACGAUUGAUUGAUUUGCAUCACAAUAUCGGCUGAGAUUCUAGAAUAUACACAUCCAUCUAACCUUUGACCUCUCUCUCAGGCUACGUGGGCGCAGCCACAGUAGGAGCUGCAGCCUGGUGGUUCAUGGCAGCACACGACGGACCCAAACUCUCCUUCUACCAACUGGUUAGAACACACUCUUCUCUUCUCUCACUUCUCUUACUUUACCGCAUCUAACCUCCAACCUCCAUAUCCUUCUCUUCUCACUCCAUCCCCCUCUUCUUUCACUCAUCCUGACCUCCUCGUCCCUCUUCUCCAGUUUAGCUGGGUUGUGAGAUGGUUAUAAGAGAAAUGCAAUGAUAAUAGAGAAAAAUGAAUAGGUAAAUUAUUUUUGUAGCUACAGAUAAUACUUUUAUGGUUUGGCUGUGUUUAACCCUCUACCCCCCCCCCUCUCUCUGUCUCUACCCCCCUCACACUCUCUCGCCCUCCCAAUAUCUCUCUCUCUGUUCUCUCCUCUGCUCAGUCCCACUAUCUCCAGUGCAGUGAAGGCCACGGGGAGUUUGCGGGGGUGCAGUGCUCGGUGUUCGAGUCGCCCUACCCCAUGACCAUGGCCCUGUCUGUGCUCGUUACCAUAGAGAUGUGCAACGCCCUCAACAGGUAUGCUACUAAAACUACAACUUCCAUGGUUAGGGCUGUUACGGUGACCGUAUUACUGCCUCACCGGCGGUCACAAGUGAUGACUACAGUCAAAUUCUAUGUGACCGUUUAGUCACAGUAAUUAGGCUUCUCCGAGCUCUGAUGCUGCUGAUGGUCAUUAGUAGCCUACCAAACUUGCUAACUGCCUGGUACUCAGCACUCUAGUGUCCCUCCAAUCACUCUGACAACAAUGCAAAUAUAAUCGAAAAUCUAAUCAAACACUUAAUGAGAGCUCAUGUUGCGCAACAUUUCUAUAGGCUAUGCAACAUUUCUAUAGGCUAUGCAACAUUUCUAUAGGCUAUGCAACAUUUCUAUAGGCUAUGCAAUUGCGUGAGAAAAUAGUUUUAAUGGCCUUCUAUAGGCUAGGCCUACUAUAUUUAUUUCUCAACUUUCCUAAUAUUAAGCACAUUGCUUCUCUUUACAACAGGAGUAUAGCCUACCUGGCUGGCAAGAAAAUGAAUCACGAGAAAAGCGUCCUCCAUUCGCUAUUUAAGUGCAUAGAUGACAUGUAUUUUUUCCCCCUGCCCCUGUUUUUGAGACGGGUGCAUGAUAAUGGUCCAUUAUCAAUCAAAACAAAUUUCACACGUGUAUAUAUAUAUAUUAUUUAGUAUAUGUAAAGACAAGAUUAAAUCAAGAAAAGUCAGAUGGGUGACAAUAUUAGCCUAUCACUUGUAAAUUAUAUAUUAUCACUUGUGAAUGAUUCCCAGCUUGUGUGCAAUAAGUCAAGAAAAAGCGCAUGCCUUUUUUUUGCGACUGUUUUAAAUCAUAGACGCACACCUCAUGUAGCCUAGCCCAUAGGCCUAUAUUACAUUUCUUUGAUAAAGUUUGUAUCACAACUAAAGUGGCCAAAUAACUUCUUAAAAUUAAGCACAUUAAUCCACUUUACAACCAGUGUAGAGCCUAACUGGCAUGCAUAGACUGCUCGUGAGUUUCAAGUUUGGGGAAGAUCAUUUUCACCAUAAAAAUGCACCUUUAUAAUGAAAGCAUUACAUGCACAAUCAUGCAUAUCAUGAUCAUAAACAAUGUGUUUCAUUGUCGACUUAUAAACUUUGUCUGAUGAUUGAAAAGAGCAAAGGUGGAAAACAAUUGCAAUAGAACUGAAUGAAAUGUACAGUCGAUAUACAUAUAUGUAGAAUGUACUGUGACUAAUAAAAAGAAAUGUUAUCAUAUGCGAACUAAACCUGUUCUGUGUCAUGUCAUAGAUAAUAAUCUCUAUGACUGAUGCUAGUAACCGAAAGGUCGCAGGUUCUAAUCCCCGAGCCGACUAGGUGAAAAAUCUGUCGAUGUGCCCUUGAGCAAGGCUCUUAACCCUAAUUGCUCCUGUAAGUCGCUCUGGAUAAGAGCGUCUGCUAAAUGACAAAAAAAAUAAAAAAAUAUCGGAGAUUAUUUGGUAUAAGUAUGGAUAUUUUACUGACAUCUUUUGACUUUGUAUUUAUAUUCCCGAGUUCUGUUGCGUUAGUAUCAAUAUUUUACUGGCAUCUUUUGAGUUUGUACUGGUCCAUUUCUGAGCUCCGCUGUGUGUCCUCGUCCUCAGUCUGUCAGAAAACCAGUCCCUGCUGAAGAUGCCUCCAUGGUCCAACCCCUGGCUGGUGGGAGCGAUCUGUCUCUCCAUGGCACUCCACUUCCUCAUCCUCUACGUUGACCCCCUGCCUGUAAGUCACUGUGUGUGUGUGUGUGUGUGUGUUCAUCUGGCAUGAUUUUGUCAACUAAAAUCUGACUUCUAAGUGGACUGGACAAGAAUUUUGGGAGAGAUUGAGAGCUUUUCUGUGACGAGCACAAUUUAAUAUUAGCAGCAAAGAUGUGCAGAGCAGUUCUGUUCAGCAGUGGGAAGGACACGUCACACCCAGCAAACACAGCCUACAUCAUCUGGUGAGCUGCGGGGGAGCAAGCGAUGAGUGUGGGCAGACAGACGCCACUCAGGUUCCGCCUCCAAUUAUUCACAUCGCCCUGGCGACUCUCUUGCUUCCCCGUAGCUAACCAGUCACCACCAGCCUUCUAGUUAGCUACCCUUUGCCUGGUAAUGAAACAAAAGCUGCUUUACAAAAUUAAAAACAAUAGCAGAAUUGAGUUUAAUAGUAAAACAACAGUUUAGCUAUGUUUUUCUCUCCCUAUAGAAAAGUAGGCUCUUUUAAUUUUUUGUAGUCUCACUCAACCCUCCCACUUUUUCCACUGCAUUUCACAUACAGGUUCUGUAGCCAAGUCUCCUUUUCCUCAGAGAAUGGCUUGAUUCUUAGCCCUUAGGCUACCGUUCAAAAGACAUGAACCAUAAUUCCGCCGCUACGUUUUUUUUCUUCCUGUCGUGCAUUGGUAGGCCGCAUUUUACAUUCAGAAAGCAUAUCGUGGGCCGUACUAACACUAGGCUUCUUGCAGACCGUACCGUUAACCAUUUGUUUAGGCUACACCUUGUUCAGUCAUGUUACCUCAUUAGCUAGCUAUAGCUAACAACCUGGGGGCGUGUUCAGCGGGACGCAAAGUUUUGGACUGUUCAGAAUAUGCUAUGCAGAACAAACAUGCCUCUCUGACAUGUUGAAUAAGGAAUAACGUUGGCUCUAUUCAUGGGAUUUCUAUCUGCAACGUUCAAGAACGUUUUUCAACUGAACGUGGACCUGGUAACAUUACCAAUACCCUAAAUGCAAACAUUUGGUGGCACAGGAAGAAAGGAAACGGGAUGGCAAACAACUUAUUGACUAAAAUCCCCCCGCAUCCCACUACGCUAUAUCUGACUGGCUAACACGGACUCGGACUUCAGCCAUAGGGACUCGUUACUCGGACUUGAGCACAGGGGACUUGGGAAUUGAUUCUGACUCGAGGUUUAGUGACUCGACCACAUCACUGGGCGAAACCGUCAUUAGCUCCCAUUCUACUUUUGGACAUCAAUGUGGCGUCUCUGGAGCGUUGUUAUCAAUGGCAAUGACGCAACCGAGUGAUGGAGGUGCAACCAUACUACUUUGCGGCACCAUCUGGUGAUGGUGCUUCUCUCUCUCUCUCUCACACUCACUCACACAGUCUCUGGUUGUCUGCUCUUGUGUUUGUUUUGUAUGUAAUGUGCAAUAUCUAUGUAGGCUGAAUUAGAAAUGUACAGAUAAUUAUAAUAUAGAAUAUUAUUCUUAUUUACUGUAUGUUUGUCAUAUUUCUGCUUUAGGGAAGAAUAGGAUGUUAUGCAGAAAAAUAUGUUGGUAGGACAAGGUUAUGCAUGUUUGUGCACAUGGAAGUCAGUGAUUUAUGUUUAAUGUUAUUAUAGGUUAAUGAGGCAACACAAAUGUGAUGUGACUAAAAUGAAAGGGCAUUUAGUUGACCAAAAUGGCCCACUGUUUUCAUCAUUUUGACAAUAACUAGACUAAGUCAUUAUUUAAAUGACAAAAAUGGGACUUAAUGAUAUUUUAGUCAAAAUGACUAAGACUACACUAAAUCGAAGAAAGUACCGAAAUUAACACUGCUGCACAGGAAAGUGUGUGUGUGUGUGUUACAUUACAUUAUGCUCUCAGAUAUCUCAUUGUCUAACCACCCCUCCUCUCCUUCUCUCCCCUCCAGAUGGUGUUUCAGAUCCGGCCCCUGUCGUGGCCGCAGUGGGUUGUGGUCCUCAAGAUGUCCCUGCCCGUCAUCUUCAUGGACGAGGCCCUCAAGUUCCUGGCCCGGAACUGGAUCGAGCCGGGUACCGACGUGGAGCGCCAGGAGGAGGAGCGGGAGCGCCGGAGGAGGGGUCAAGGGUCAGGGGGCGUGACGGCCGCCGUGAGCAGGGCGUUUAAGGGCGUGUCCUGGUCGUUCGUUUUAAUGUCAUUCCCGCUAUUGGUCUGGAUCUACAGCCUGGACUCUGAUAUUACUAACAUGUUCUAUGAG